This is a messenger RNA of Blastomyces dermatitidis ER-3, 1456 nucleotides long. RefSeq names its product RNA polymerase II mediator complex subunit Srb5. The record is from RefSeq and is a predicted model, not a curated record. Gene Ontology annotation, molecular function: transcription coregulator activity. Gene Ontology annotation, biological process: regulation of transcription by RNA polymerase II; termination of RNA polymerase II transcription. Bases 309 to 1253 code for a protein of 314 amino acids. Gene Ontology annotation, cellular component: mediator complex; core mediator complex. The transcript has 2 exons. NCBI's taxonomy places the organism in Eukaryota, Fungi, Ascomycota, Eurotiomycetes, Onygenales, Ajellomycetaceae.
GUUGACGAGAGAUAUGUGAACAAUAAUGAUACGCAACUAGUUAGUUAGUUAAUUCACACAAGGUUUUGUUCUCUGCCGUCAAUCAUUCAGCUUAUUUUCUCGUGUCCGAUAUUCUCCGCUUCGUCUGCCCAGCCGCCGCCAACACACAGUCUUCCUAUUGAUUACCUAGCUCAUAUCAUACCGGAACAGAGCCCUUCCACCCUUUGCCUUAGGACUCGACGUCUCCAUCACAACAGCACCAUAAUAAUAAUACAUAUAGAAUAAACCCACGAGCAAAAAUCUUUGGGGGAAGUACACGUCGAUAUCACAUGCAUGAACUACUGCUCUUCUCUCCCGUCCCAGCGAAGCAACAUCAUGAUUUGCUGCAACAGCUCUCCGGGCUCACUGCAAUGCAGCCGACCCGCACCUUUGAGAGACGUCUAGUUUUCAAAGCAUACAGAAAACCAGGCUUCAUUAAAACACGCCCGGGUGGAAGCCAGGACGUGCAAGCUCCCGAAACACAGAGGCUGAAUAAGCUCCUGAAUGGAGGCCUGUACUAUAUCCAGGUCGUGGGCAAUGUGCAAGAACGAGACUUUGGCUCCAUGCCAGCUUCUUCUUCUUCUUCUUCUUCAUCAUCAUCAUUGCCUUCUUCCUCUGCUUCUUUGCGAUCAGAUGUUGUCACCCAAGGUACGGGUGCGGGCGGAGACGGUACUCAGCAAGGCCAGGGAUCAUUGUGGUCAUCGACGCCAAUGAAUCAUGGAGCUGCUACCGCUGCCGUGAGUAAGGGUUAUGUAGCGGCGAAUCAAUCAUGGAGAUUGGAGUUUAAAGAUACACCAGAGGCCGGAGCCAGAUCUGGCGUCACGUCUCGGUUUGUAGGGACUGCGAAUCUCCCUUCUGGCAAUAUCCUUCCUGAGAUGACUGCUUGGGGGUUUGACUACGUCUCUGAAUAUGUUGUUGAAGGCCAUACAUUUGUUUUGGACGACACUGUAUUAUUUCUGCACCGUGUGCUAACAUUCCCACCAAGUGCUGAUGGCGGUGGUGGUGGCCCGAAAACGCUGACGCCAACUGAAUAUCUUCCUCCCUUAGAUAAAAUGGUGCUGCUAGACACGAGCGGUGCAUAUGUCCUACAGGCCUCUAUUACGGUUCAGGACAGCGGGAAUCCAGACAUGUUGAAAGCGAAUUCUCAGCGACUAUUGGGAUUGAAGGAACAUUUGAAGUCUGUCGUGAAGCUGGAGCCUGAAGAUCGACUUUCUCUUGAUACCAGAGUGAAAUAACAGAAAAGGGAAGAAAAAGAAAGAAAAAGAAAGCAUUUUUUCCCUUUAUGCUCUCAUGGAAUCUGUGGAGGAGGCGAGCUGGCUGAUGUUUAACUUCUUGGGAUCUUCAAGCGGGUUGCAGUGAUCGAGAUGGUUUUCGCGAAUGGAUAGCUCCAUUGAGCGCCGCCGAAAUGUACACCUCAAAAUUUAGCGUUGAUAUUACU